Monopterus albus (swamp eel) is the source of this 6326-nucleotide messenger RNA. It is a transcript of the gene sfpq, whose product is annotated as splicing factor proline/glutamine-rich. The record is from RefSeq and is a predicted model, not a curated record. The transcript is spliced from 10 exons. The coding region runs from base 159 to 2111 and encodes 650 amino acids. NCBI's taxonomy places the organism in Eukaryota, Metazoa, Chordata, Actinopteri, Synbranchiformes, Synbranchidae. Gene Ontology annotation, molecular function: RNA binding.
UCACUGGGCCGGAGAAAGAAAGACCAUUCUACGCACAACUGCUAGUCGCCAUUUUGAGACGUGUGACCUGCAAGCUUCGGUUCCAGGUGGUUGUUACGGUGAAGGCCUGUAACAUUCUUUUGUUAAUUUAAUAAUAGGAUUCGCUGAUAUAAUAAUCCAUGUCUCGAUUUAACAAUAAUCGCGGGGGAUUUGGGAUGAAUAAUUUCCAGCCACGUAGAGGUGGUGGGCCUGGUGGCCCGAUGAGGGGUGGAAUAAUGGGAAACCCCAAUUUCAGGAGCCAUCCUUUUCAAGAUCAGAACCAAAAUCGCAGGGGACCAAAUACAAACUUCAACAGACCGUCUAAUCAGGGACCACAGACAACUCUCCAGAAGCCACAAGAGAACCAGUCGCUGCCAAUUAUUCCUCCGCCGAGUCCCGGUCCGGCUCUCACGAUGAAAGGCCCGAUGCAGCAGCAACAACAGAAACCGGUGCAGCAACAAGAAGAGCAGCAGCAAAGGAAACCGACAUCUCCUACGCCCCAGCCGAAUGUUAAGUCACCACCUCCGAAACUUAACAUACCCUCCCCUCAGCCUGCUCAGGCAAACAAGAUCCAGAACCAGCAGCUGAAAUCACCAGGAGGUAAUGCUAAUGUGCAGCAGCAGAAGCAGCCUCCACACCCGAGCCCCAAACCAGGGCCACAGCAAGGCCAGAAGUCAGGCUUUCAGCAAGGCCAGAGGGCAGGCCCUCAGCAAGGCCAAAGAACUGGUCCUCAGCAGGGCCAGCGAUCAGUGCCACCGAUGGUGAAGCCCAACCAGGAGCGUAAGGAGCCUGAGAAAAAUGCCUCGGACAACGAUGCAGUCGAGUCAGACGACAGCCAUUCAAAGGAGUUUAAGGCGACCCUGUCCAGACUGCUGAAACCCGGUGAGAAGACAUACACACAGCGGUGUCGUCUGUUCAUUGGCAACCUGCCUAACGACCUAACAGAGGAAGAUUUCAGGAAGUUGUUUGCAAAAUAUGGAGAGCCCAGCGAGGUGUUCGUCAACAAAGGCAAAGGUUUUGGUUUCAUUCGAUUGGAGUCUCGUGCGCUUGCGGAGAUAGCGAAAGCUGAGUUGGAUGACACGCCAAUGAAAGGCAGGCCCCUGCGUGUCCGAUUUGCCACACACUCUGCAGCUCUGUCUGUGAAGAAUUUGUCACCGUUUGUUUCUAAUGAGCUCCUGGAGGAAGCUUUCUCCCAGUUUGGGAUGGUCGAGAGGGCCGUUGUCAUUGUGGAUGAUCGUGGGCGUUCUACGGGCAGGGGCAUUGUCGAGUUUGCCUCCAAGCCUGCUGCCAGAAAGGCCCUGGACCGGUGCAAUGAGGGCGUCUUCCUGCUCACCACAUCUCCCCGACCUGUUCUUGUUGAGCCUCUGGAGCAGUAUGAUGAUGAAGACGGUCUUCCAGAGAAACUGGCACAGAAGAACCCCAGAUAUCAAGCAGAACGUGAGGAUCCUCCUCGCUUUGCUCGUCCAGGCACCUUUGAGUUUGAGUACUCAAAACGCUGGAAGUCCCUUGAUGAAAUGGAGAAGCAGCAGAGACAGCAGGUGGAGAAGAACAUGCGUGAGGCCCGUGAGAAGCUUGAGAGCGAGAUGGACGAUGCUUACCAUGAGCACCAGGCCAAUCUGCUCCGACAAGACCUGCUGAGGCGACAGGAGGAGCUGCGGCGCAUGGAAGAGUUGCACAGUCAGGAGAUGCAAAAAAGGAAGGAGAUGCAGCUCAGACAAGAGGAAGAGCGACGCAGGCGGGAGGAGGAGAUGCUUCGUAAGAGGGAGAUGGAAGAACAGAUGCGCCGUCAGCGUGAGGAGAAUUACAGGAUGGGCAACUUCAUGGAUAGGGACAGAGAAAUGAGAAUGAAUCCCAGUGUAACUUUGGGAAUGGGUGAUAUGUCCUUUGGUGCAUCCGGCCAGAAGUUCCCCAUGAGUGGAAUGGGCUUUGAGGGACAACAGGGAAUGGGCUCAUCCUCAGGAGGCCUGAUGGGCAAUGAAAUGCGCAGUGAGCGCUUUUCCCAAGGUGGUCCUAGGGGAAUGGGUCCAGGUAAUGCUGGGUACGGCAGGGUCCGUGAGGAGUUUGAUGGCCCUUCUAAGAAACCCCGUUUUUAAACAUUGCUUUUUGUUGCUCCCAGCAGCACCAUUUGUAUAGAUUCUCCACAACAAUGCUGUCGCAAUUCUUGUAUUUAAGUUAAAUUGUUGCUUCAUUUUAGCCUGACAAUUUUCUCAUUUUAUGAUAAACCUUUUCAUUUUUUAUUUUGUAGUAUUGAAACAUAGGUCACCCUUGUGUGAUCCGUUAGUUCUUUCUGACCCAUGUACGAUUUUGUUUUUUCUAGCUGUAUUAUGCUUUGUGAGUCGUCGUGAAGUGGUAAUUGUAACACUUUCUCAACUUUCUAUGGCUGUGUUUUGUGCCAUACAUUUGGAGUUAAAGCAUGUAUUACAAUAAAGACAAUUUGGUUCUAUCAGGACAAACCUUUAACAUUUAUUCCUCUAAAAGUUGAAACAUACAGUGCAUUCAAACAGCGACCAGAUCUGAACAGUUGGUUGUUUGCAUGAAUUAUAUAAUGUGGAUACAUCUUACAUUAGGUCUUAAAGAGUCUAUGUGUUAUCUCUGCCACAAUCCUGACCGUUCUGAUUCAGUGAUGCAUAUAACACAAUCUAAUAAGCACAAAGUGUUGCCCUCCCUGCCCCACCAAGUAGCUGGCACCCAUUACAAUUAGUAUUCUCAAUAAAUGGUCUGUGUCAGAAUUUUAUAACUGAUGAUUAAAAAGCACAAAAUUCCAGUUGUACCUUACAACGCCAAACGCGAUGGUAUUAUACUAGAGGCUUAAUUUAUUAUGUAUUUUUAAUGCAAAACUUUGCAGUUUAAUUUCAAACACAGCUUGGACAAAAUGAAGCUCUCGUUUUUUUAGACAGCAAAAUGUUUCAAGUACCGUAGCCUGUUUCAUUCAGUAACUCUGCUUUUGCAGACAUGCUUCAGGACUGCAGGAAUACUACACAUAGAACCUUUAGGAGAGUCUGUGGUAUAGUGUGUGGUUGUGGGUUACUAGUGGACACUGGUCUCCUUAUGAACACAUUCUGCUCUUAUCACAUACAGAGGUCCGUCAGUUUAACGCAGUCUACAGUGGUGUGUGUUUUGUGUGCAUGUUCUGAGGCUGAGGUUAGUGACUACAUUUGCAUGUAGGCCAAUAUACUGAAGGAUCACAGUAGUAAACCAGUAGUUUACAAACUUCACUUCCAUUUAUUGUCACCACCUUAUAAGGAACGUGAUUGUUUUUUAAAUUGUGACGAGCGCUCAGCCAUUUAUAGAAACAACCACCCAGCUGCUGCCUAGCUACUUUUCUAAGGCUUUUGACCCAGUUAUGUUUGUAUUUUCCUUAAUUUUGUUUUGCUGCUCACAAUCAAGCUUUGAGGCUCACUUUUGGCAAUAGGAUCAGUGUAUAAGUCGCCCUCUGUGCAUUAGUGUUAUUUUGUAUGUUCUAGCCAUUUAUUUUAAGUCUAAUGGCAGUUGUAGUUAAGCAAAUGCAGUGACCAUAACAAUUUUCCUCUAGGUGGCUAUAAAAUAAACAUGUUAACAGCUACAUAGACAUUAAUUGGAACCAAAGGCUGUAUAUAUAAAUAUAACAUUUCCUGCCACCACCACUUCCAGAUUCCACUUUGUGCCACUGUGCAAAUGUAAAUUCAGAGGCGGCCAUCUUGCUUUUGUGAUGCAUUUUGCAACCAGAUUCUGUGCAAUAGCGACAAAAGGCAGAGCCACAGUAUCAGGUCACCAAUCAAAGCUGUCACAUCAUCUGAAAUGCACCCUUUUGUACAUCAUUAAAUAACUUUGCCCAUUGAAUUUUUGUUUUGGCUCAUGCCCGGUCCAAUAAUGUGGGGCGGCUAGGGUUUAUGACCUAUUCUGCAACCAGCCACUAGGGUGCAGUCAACUUGUGGUGGCUUCACUUCUGGGAAUUGUCAUGUUUUUCAUCUCUAUUGGAGGAACCCGGGUACUGUCGAAUGACUUUGGCAGAUUAUUCUUUGCAAACCUGCAUGUAAACGUAGCCCUUUUCAGAUAUGGACUUAUUUUGGAGCCAGCAGAGGUCAGAGCUGGUGUGUCAACGGAACACAUAAGGAAGGAGGAACUGGCAUGAAAUGCUGUCUGGGUUUAAUGUGCAUACCAUAGAUAGACUGUUGGACUGAGUAAAUGUGCCUGUGUAUAACUGGCAAGGGCUUAAGCAGUCAUACCUUGUUCGGUUAGUUCUGAAAAGCGUGAUAACCACCAGAAUCUAUAACAUAUUACAUUGGUUCCAUGAAUGAAAUGUCCUUAUUUUCUUAAAGCAAGAAAGUAUCAAUUCCUCACAGCAGUCAGCUCUAGAAUAGCUUUAGCUCCAGGCUUACAGAUGCUUGUGAAACUUACAAGAAUUAGCAGGUAUUUCCAGUGUCAUUGUUAGAGAAUGAAUAUAAUUCUAAACUUACACAAGCAGUACCUCACUGACAAAGCAUUCAUUGUGCUGGACCUGUGAGAAGACAAGAACUCUAUGGUGUCAAUUCUAUGCUGUGACUUUCACAAUUAUGAAUAUGGUAAACUGCAUGUAAAUAGUUUGUACUUUAAUUUAUACUCUGUCCCUGCUACACGUUUUCCACAUUUGAUGUUACAAGACAUUUCACGUUCUGUGGCUUAUGAAUCUUCUAUAUCCUGUCACUCGCUUACCAGUUUUAUUGGUUAAAUGAUCUUCAAAAGCUUUAAAACAGAGUUUAGACUUCAUGUAUAUUAUGUUGCAUAGAUACAUUCUUAUGUGGCCUAAGCCUGACAUGGCUGAAAAACAUUUGUGCAGUAGUUACUGUUGGUAAUAGACUAGCCUGAGUAUGUGUGCUGUUGAGGACCAUGCUGCCGUCAUUUUAUUUUUCUCUAGUUCAGUUUUUUACAUAUACACUGAAUUGGUUUACAUUUAAAUGUUUCUUGACUCCAGGAGGCAUGGUGUGUUUAUCUAUGUAAAUAUAACAAGUAGCAAGAGCCCACAAACUGUUUCAGAAGAGAAUCCUUUAACAUCUUUCAGAGUCCGGGUAACUCAACCUCCUGAUAUGGACUUCUUCCCAGGAUGUAGUGCUUGAAUGUUUUUGUUUUUAUCCUGACCUUGACCAGAGGAGAGAACAAAACAUUUUACUUAAUGUGUUCUGCAUGAUGAAAUAGAACAUAAUAUUUGAGAUACCCUCCAGCCAUGUUUUGUGAUGAUAUAUUUAAAAAAAAAAUCAGCUUUGAAUAAUAAUUACCUCUGCCAAAGAGGUUGUUUUUACCGGCGUCUCUUCAUUGAUUUGUUCACAGUAUAAUUCACAAAGUAAUAAAUGGAUGGUAGGAUAUAGUCCACCGGGACAGUCCAUUAGAUUUUGGUGCUGAUCUGGAUCAUCAUUUGGAUACAGGAAUUUCAUUGUCAUUGGAAUGCCUUUUUUCUUUCUAACUCCAUACACAGUGCCUAGAAUGCUUGGACCAAAAUUGCAAGGUAACAUUCAUAUAUCUACCACACACUAAAGUAUGAUCCGAAUAAUAUUCUGGAUCUGCUGAUCCAGACUGUUCACACUUGUAGGGCUUUUGGAAAACUCAAUUGUGAGGUUCAGAGGGGCACCGACCCGCCAUGAAAAAACUAGCAGUGAUGAAGGCCGACCUCUGCGUCGCCUGAUGUCAGUUCUGUUAGGGCCAGUCAGGUUGAAAAACUGACACUUGAACACCGCACAGACCACAGCCAAUGGCAGACUAGCACAUACAGUAUGCACCUGUGUGACAGGAAUAACUCUCUGCCAACAGAUGGUGGUAUUUGUAUUCUCCAUUCAGUAAGGGAAAGAAAAAGAGCUAGAAUAUGGAAGUAUAAGCUAUAAACAAAGCACCUCUCAUUCAAAACAGCUGCUGUUUGUAGUUGGUUCUAAUCAAGAAUAUGUCUGAUAAGAAGUUGCAAAUGGCACUUGCUUUUUCUGCCCUUUUGGUUAUGGAGGUGAAAAACAAGGAGAAACUGCACUAAAUGGGUGAAAUCAUGGAUACUUCAGCGACAGGCUGAAGAGGCUUUCCUGAACCAUUCUCUCCUCGUACAUUGAUUCACUCAACAGCCAGUGGUCUCGCUCUUACCAAUGAGGCCCAACUGCCUGAUCCUGAUUCAACAUGUCAAAUCGGCCAAAAAGCAGCCAACAGGGACCGACUAAUGCCAACGGUGCAGGACACACUGGGAGGACAAGCCCUGACAGAUGCUCUUCCCUGACACAAAUGUUGCUACAGGCUUACACCUAACAUCAAAUCCUCACUGAAACUCUGCUAACUCAGUUGGAUGUCGGUAGAUUAGAUGCCUCUUUAAAACUGACUGA